This is a messenger RNA of Manis pentadactyla (Chinese pangolin), 1957 nucleotides long. RefSeq names its product collagen alpha-1(I) chain-like. The transcript is spliced from 3 exons. NCBI's taxonomy places the organism in Eukaryota, Metazoa, Chordata, Mammalia, Pholidota, Manidae. Bases 1 to 1071 code for a protein of 356 amino acids. The record is from RefSeq and is a predicted model, not a curated record.
AUGGGAAGAAAGGAAUCAUCAGCCAAGGGCCAGAGGUCUUCCACGGCGGCUCAGACAAACCCUCAGACGACACAGCCUUCUCAGAAAUCUAAAUUUAGAAGGCUUUCAGCUAGACAGCGACGAGGGACUGCCCCCAGGGUCUGCACCCCCACGCCCAUCCUCCCCUCCCCCAGCUCCACCCCGCCUGUCAGACGCCGCGGCCGUCCCGGCUCUGCCGGCGGAGCCGACCUGGGCCCACGCCGGGAGGGCGGCGGCGUGGACGGCCCUCCCGGACUCGAGACCGCCGGAGGGGCUGAAAGAGGAGCCGACGGCGGGGAGCCGGUCGGGUCGGUCCUCGUCUCGGAACCUGGGGCCGCGGCAGGGUGGGAGCGCGGGCUGCCCCCGCCCCCCAGGCCAGAGAGAGCCCCUGGCCGCGUCCCCGGACACAGACAAAAGGACCGACAGCCGGCGACCAAGAAGCGAGCGAGGAGCCCCUGUAUCCUCAGCCUGGCCCCGGAAGGAAGGAGUCGGGGGUCCUUUUACCCGGCGCCUCGGCGCUCCGCGGCGCUCCGGGUCCCUGGGCCCCGCCUCCGGACAGACGGACCGCUGGACAAUGGGCCCGAGGCCACAGCUCAGGCCGGCCGGGCCGGGGCUCUCCGGGACUGGGCCUCGGCAGGCGCAGGGCGGCUCCGGGCCGAGCCGGUGACGGGGAGCCGAGGGGCGGCGCUGCAGAUGGACAAAGCCAACGGCAGACAGACAGACGGAGGGGGAAAAGAUGGCGGCGCGGGAGGCGGGAGCGCGCUGCUCGCGCACCCGCGGCGAGUGGGGCGCGUGCACGAGCCUCUCCUCUCCCCCUCCCCCCUUGUCCAGUUAGGCCCCCCUCCCCGCUCCCCAGGCGCGCGCCCAGUGGCGUGGGCGGGGCUUGAGGGGAGACGGGGGUCCUGGAGGCGUGACUUAGGGGAGCACCCAAUCACAGAGUGGCCUCGCCUCCGUCCUCGCGCCCUGGAGACCACCCAGCGUCCCACCCGCCUUCAUCUCUCUCUAGCCCUCUUAGAUCCUCAGCAACCGUACGCCCUUCCGAAGAAUGCCUAAAGCUGCCUCUUACAGCUUACUUGGAGGAGUAGGGAAUGCAGUGGAAAGAAGAUGGAAUCUGGUAUUAGAAGAUCCAGCUUUGAGUCUCAGCUCUGCCACUGAUGAGUCUGACGACUUUGGGCAAGUCAGUUCCCUAUUCUGAGCCUCUGCUUCAUAAGACAAAAUGGAUGAUACUGUAAUAAUUUCCAGUUUCUAUUCUCAUAGGGUUGUUGUACUGAGUAUGUAAAACGAACAUUUGAAAGCAUUAUGCAAAUAUUCCUAUGAUUACUUGCCCCACGAGGGCAGAGCUAAUGAGGAUGAUGACCCUUGCUUAUAAAAUAAGUCCUUGUGUAUGCAUAAAGUCUCUUGCAAAUGUCCUUUUCAUAAAUCUCCAGUGAGAUGAGACCAUUGCCUGCAUUUUGUGUUUAAUGUGAAAGAAUGGCUGUAUCUUGCUUGUUCACAACUCUGUAGUAAAUAGCUUAUUCAUUCAUUCAUUCAUUCAUUGUGUCUGGGAUAUGUAGGUAGGAAUUAUUAUUCUUUAACUUCAGUUAAGGAAACAUUCUCAUUUCAUUGUAAAUUUUAAUUCCUAGGUAGCCAUAAAAUUGAAUAUUUUCAUUCAACCAAGAAUGCAAGUUGGAAUAAACAUGGGCUUUUAAAAUUAACAGUAUUCUUGAUGAGUUUAGACAGAGGUGUACAAAUACGGUUUUAUUAUGUCACUUCAAAGGUGACAUAGUUGACAUGUUCAACAUGGAAGUACCUAGCAGAUAAAGCAUUAGAAGAAAGCCUCUGGUGGAAUUUCUUGGCUUCGUUGGUAAGUUACUGUGUAAAGCUGGGCAGCUUGUUCCAUCUCCUUGAGUUGCAAAUAAAAUGAGAUGGGGACUCGAUAAUAAGAGUGAAUGUAAUAACC